AGCUCCAGAUAUUUGAACAGACGGACGUUUUCAAUGUUUCUGCUUAUGUCUCUAUGUAUUUCAAAUUACUCUCUCUUGUUACAGACACUAGAUUUUGACCGCGAUGGCCUGACGAAGUUGAAGAAGGCUAUAAAAGCCAUACACAAUUCUGGAAAUGCUCACGUAGACAAUGAGAUGUAUCUGUCUCGUGCCCUCGAGAGAUUAGGAGGGAACGCACUAAGCAGAGAUUCGGAGCCUGACAUUGGGGCGGCGUUCUUCAAAUUUGCUGUCGUCACCAAAGAACUUUCAGCGCUCAUGAAAACGCUGAUGCAGAAUAUAAACAAUAUAGUUAUGUUUCCUGUGGACAGCAUAUUAAAAGGAGAUCUCAGAGGCGUGAAAGGUGAUUUGAAGAGGCCGUUUGACAAAGCUUCUAAAGAUUACGAGUCGAAGUACCUGAAGAUAGAGAAAGAAAAGAAAUCUCAGGCUAAGGAGGCAGGCUUAAUUCGCAGUGAAGUUACUCCUGCGGAGAUAGCUGAUGAGAUGGAGAAAGAACGAAGGUUGUUCCAACUUCAAAUGUGUGAGUACCUGAUUAAGUUCAACGAGAUCAAGACGAAGAAGGGCAUCGAGCUUUUACAGCACUUAGUGGAGUAUUAUCACGCGCAGACGAACUAUUUUCAAGACGGCUUAAAGACAAUCAAACAUUUCGGUGUGUACGUCGCCGAUCUCAGUGUACAGCUACAGAAAAUAAGACAACAACAGGACGACGAAAGGCGACGCCUAUUAGAGCUGAGGAACAUGUUGCGGGCUGCAGCGCCGCAGGACAGAGAGGUAGCGUCUACAAUAGGCGGCUAUUCGCUUCACCAGUUACAAGGCGACAAACAGCAUGGCGUCACAAGAAGCGGCUACUUGCUCAAGAAAUCUGAAGGGAAGGUUCGGCGGGUAUGGCAAAAGCGCCGAUGUCGGGUCACAGCGGAAGGAUUUUUGGACAUUUUCCAUGCUGACGAAAACAAACCACCGGCGAGGGUUAACCUGCUCACUUGUCAGAUUAAAGUGUCUGCUGAUGAUAAAAGAGCGUUCGAUCUAGUUUCAUAUAACCGUACCUACCACUUUCAAGCUGAAGAUGAGACUGAACAGCGUGCUUGGACCUCGGUGCUGGUGAAUUGCAAAGAGGGCGCUUUAAUGCGAGCAUUCCACCAGCAGGCCGGCGAGAGUAAUGACACCGGUCAUUCUCUUUUGGAUCUACAGCGGUCUAUUAUACGAGCUGUCAGAACAUUGCCAGGAAACCAAGUGUGCGCAGACUGUGGUUCUAGCAACGACCCCACCUGGUUAUCAACGAAUUUCGGCGUGAUAGUUUGUAUAGAAUGUUCUGGAAGUCAUAGAGAAUUGGGCGUGCACAUAUCAAGGAUACAGUCACUAACGUUGGAUAGGCUUAGCACAUCACAACUGCUUUUGGCGAGGCAUAUGGGCAAUCAGAUGUUUAACGAAGUUAUGGAAAAUACACUAGACGAAAGGGAUAAACUUACUCCAGAAAGCACCAUGGAGGAACGGUUGAGGUUUAUCCGUGAGAAGUACGUGUAUCGAGCGUGGGCGGCGCGUACAUGUUGCGAUGCGGCGGAGAGGUUGUCUGAAGUUGAGCACGCGGUCAACAACGGACAUUUGCAGAACCUACUGCAGGCGUACGCUGAAGGGGCGGACUUGGCCGCUCCACUACCUUGCUCGGAUUGUGGCGAAACAGCACUCCACCUAGCGAUAUCGCGGGAAAUGGGCGACGGCUCAAGUCUGCACAUAGUCGAUUUUCUAGUCCAAAAUGGCGGCAGUCAGCUGCUAGACAAACCCACCGCUAAUGGUAUGACGGCGUUACAUCUGUGCGCGGCGACAGAUCGCACUGAACCAAUGAAAUUGUUACUGAAAGCCGGCGCCGAUAUAACACUGAAGGACGGCAGCGGACGAACCGCGCUACAGAUAGCGAAACAGUUGGGACAUCACGCCUGCCAAGAACUGUUGGAGAAUGUAGACAAAAGAGAAAAGAGUAUGUUCGAAAACAUAAAUAUAGACUGGAAUUUAUCUCACGACGACGGCUCCACAGAUUUCUCGGAUGACGACACCGUUAUUGACGAAAGGCAAAAUGGCAGUGUCACUCCGGAGAAGAAAUGUCCUAGAUCGAGGCCGCCCUCGUACGCGGGGGGCGCGUGCUCUGUACCGAGCGGUGGCGACUCGCCAGUGUUACGUUCGCGCUCGUCAACGUGCGACUCGUUACAACACGCCCCGCCCACACCCACCACGCUGCCUAGGAAGCCGGCUGUUUAUAAUAUUGGUAGUUUGAAGAAACGUACCGCCCCGUUACCGCCGGCCGUAGCGUUGUCACACCCACCGCCCCAUCCGAGGUCAACGCCCUCGCCCUCAGCUGACAGUGCACGAUUGUUACACGGAAGUGGAACAGUGGGUAAACAUCGCCCCCAACAACCGCCCCCUACGCCCCCGCCCGUGACCACGUUACAUAACGGCGCCCACCGCGACGAACCCACGCCCCCACCUAGGAAGGAGUGUUCUAGUCAAGAUUCGUCGUUGGAGCUGUGCGAUAUAUCGGACUCGUGUUUAGAUGACAGCCGGUUGCAAUCAGCAUUGUCCGACAGUUCACGAUCAAGAGACCGCUCGCGACGCAGCGAUAGUCGCUCGCUGGACGUGUCUGAUACGUCCAGUGUACAUUCGCGUUCGCCGUCAGCAUCUAUUACUAUGAUGGGCGGCUUAAGGCGAUGCCGUGCCCUCUACGACUGUUCAGCGGAUAAUGAAGACGAGCUAUCGUUCCGCGAGGGCGAAGUGAUCGUUGUGAUCAACGAGCGUACAGAAGACGACAACUGGAUGGAAGGUCAGGUGGAGGGCACUUCGCGGCGCGGUAUGUUCCCCGUCUCUUUCGUGCACAUGUUGCCAGACUAGGACAGCGAUGCACUGGACCGCGAAGGUGUUGAACGACUUCAGCUUUGUUUGAAAGAAACGUCUGUAAUAUAAACAGCACUAUAAUUGUAGAGAUGCUCAGGAAAAUCAUCACUGUUAUAGUAUUUUCAUUGGGCAUGAACUUUAAUCUCAUCGUAUGAAACAUCAAAUGGAUCAGAAAAUUCUAGAUGUAUAGGGCGUUUCUUUGGGCGGUCGUGAUGAUCGGUAUGAUUGCUAUUUUGUAUUCAACAAUAGAAUCGACACCAAUCGGCAAGAAAUUUAAUAUCAACAGUGUUAUACAAAACUGUAUAUGUAUUCAGGUUAUACAAAACUGAAAAAUUCUUAAAUCAAUAUUAAAUUUUAAUGUAAAUUAAGUGCAUUAUUGAUUAUGGAUUGAUGUACUGUUGUAACCUGAUGUGUUACUGUGUAUAGUACUGUUGCAUUAAAAUAAUGUAUCAAUUGAACAGUUUGACACGGUUAUUAUUUUAAUUAAUACACGGUACUAAUGUAAUUGCAGAUGACUGCAGAAAAUGAAAUUGUUUUUUGGCCUAAGCUUUCGGCUUUUAAUCGGAGGUCAAGAGCUUAUUUAAGUAUAGUAUUUGAUAACUUUGUUCAGUAUACAAUAUUAAUAAACUGUAUUAAAUAUGAUUCCCUUCAUAGGGGAACAUUGGACCACACACAAAUGAAAAAAUAAUUCGCUGAUAUGUUUGUUUAUAAAGAUCAUUGCCGUCUGAGGUGCAUGGCUUAUAUUUAAAUAUUUUUAGUGUAUUACCGUUGAAUGUGAUAUUUGUAAAUACACGGCUAUUAUGACUUUCAUUUUUUUUGUAUACAGGAAAUUUUAAUACUCAUAAAUUUUGACCAUUCCAUUUUUUUAUAAACAUCAUUCGGGGCAUAUACGCAAAUGUUGAUAGUUAGGUGUGUUUACACUCCGCAUGACUAGUUUUAUAAUGGCGAGUUAACAAAUUGUUUAUUGUAAUUACAGAUGUGGUACUGCUACGAAUUUAUGACACCAAUUGUAAUAUUGUGCCGGUAGUUAAUCCGUCCCGUGUCGCGGAUUUUUACAUUCAAAUUUGAACUUUAUAGUCAUUCGCUUAGAUAUGCUUCUAUAGAGAAAUGCUCAUAUUAGAAUGGUAGAAAUAAACUUUUUAAAUUAAAAGAAUAUCAAAUAUUGUGCCGGUCAACUACAUCGGUCGGAAUAUGAAUAGCGAGUCUUAUUUUAAUAACGAAUAAUUAAGAUUUAUCUGUAUAAAUCUGUUAAUAUUUUCUCGAAGUAAUCGAGUUAAUGCCGAGGUAGUCGUUUCUUCAACGAAAAACUAAAGUUAAAUAAGAAUCUUCUUGUCUAAUUGUUCGAAUUUCAAAUAGAUGUAGUCAGAUGUUAGGUUAGGUGAACUGUUUGAAUUCAAAGUACCUAUGCAGUAGAGUGUUAAAGAUCCUAGUAUGUUGGUAGAUUAUGUUUCUCCGUAUUAAAAUUAGAUAUCAUAUAACCAAUUUCAUAUUACGUCACUGUUCAUAAUCUAUUAGCUUUGAAUUUCAUUACAUUGCCAUGUGUACGUACACGCGUCAGAUUACUUCGACAUAUAAAACCUAUCCAGUUGAUUAUAAAGUGUACGAUCGAAGUCUUAAGGUUUAAAAUCAAGCGGAUAAAUUUGUUUGAUUUGUAUAACUUGGCGUGCCGUUUACUGGACUUACAUAAAUAACAUAAAAUAUGUUUUGCAAACUAUAAGUAACUUAAUUACUCUUUUUAUUCUAUUAAAUUCGUAUAUAGAUCACCUAUUCAUUAAAUCUGUUUAUUGUUCUUGUUAUUGGAAGUAGAAGAAUCGUAAUUUAUUUGCCUUUAUUUUCAUUUUGUAUGACUGCACAACCAAAGCUUUACUCUUCUUAAGAAUGUGUAAAACUGUUUUGUGUAAUAUAUUAUGUAUUAGUGUUUAAGCUCUGUAAUCAAUGCUUACAAUGUAUUAAAACAAAAUUACAUGUUGAAUCAUGAAUAUCUCAAUCUUAAACAGAACCUAAUAGGUAAGGUUCGUGUAGGAAAGCUGUAAUGUUUACCGAUUGGCUGUCUUCUCCGUACAAAGAGUUUGAUCACGUUAAGGCCAUAAAUGUAAAUUAUAAUGUAUAUGUCAGAUAAAAUAGCAAUUUGCCAAAAAUAUAUGUGAUCAGUAGUAGAAGAGAUGAUAAUAUUAUAUUAGCGACAAAUUAAUCGGACCAGUGGCUGUUUGUUGUCUAGUUUGUUCUCGUAGUCGAUAUUGAGGUGUCUUAGAUUGUUGGUGCAUGCUGUCUAUAGAGGUUAUAAUUUUUAGAGUCAGUUAACGGGUCGAAACUGCAAAUAUGAUUAGAAAUCGUUUUAUAACUACUAAAAACAGUACUUAACGAUUUUGAAAGAUUUUGAAGUUACUAAUGACGUAUUUCAUUUCUAGUUCCUUCUUUAUGGACCAAAGAGUAAAUUACAAGAUACAACGGAAUUAGGAAUCGUCGGCUAGUUAACUCACUCUGAAAAACGGAACUUUGUAAUCUUGUUAAUGCCUGUUAAAAUUUAACAAUCUCCAAGUUUGUUAGGCGGAUAUGAGUAGUGUUGUAAUCUAUACAAUACUUGUAAUCUAUACUGUAUCGAUUAGUGGCCUAAUUGUCUUAUUUUAAAAUCUAUUACAAUCCCUUUGAAAGUUAUAGUGGUUGUGAUAGCAAUUUAUUGAGUCACGUAACGUUUAAAGUAGCAAUAGCUUUCGGAACGAAUGAAGAUUUGAAUGAUCGAGAAACAAUAAAAACUUAAUGUAAUAAGUUAAAGUAAUAUUUGCAUCUAUCGCUUUCCUUAGGCAAUUCGACUUAACGUCAAAUUAACGAUAUAUUUCGUUCAAUAUCUUCAAAAAACGUAGCGGGUGCAAUCUCUAUCAGCCCUGCGAUUCUGUAAAACUUCAAACCCGAAUUCGAAUCCACUCGGGUGUCCGAAUUCAUUUCAAAAAGCGGCAUCU
Messenger RNA from Diatraea saccharalis (sugarcane borer), 5873 nucleotides. Lineage: Eukaryota; Metazoa; Arthropoda; Insecta; Lepidoptera; Crambidae. The record is from the annotation of a GenBank genome assembly.